GCAUGGUCGCACGCAGGCGUAAUGGGAAAGUACCAGGGGCAGGAUGUGGUAAAUAGUCUCUCCUCCGGCUCUCUGGGAGAAAUCGCUUCCUGCUGCUGGCUCAGCAGUUUCCCUCUCUCCGCUGCUUCAGUGCAGUUUGGCGUGGCCACCGGCUGCCGGAGGACGCAGCAUGGGGAGGGGAGGGCAAGCCUGGGGGGUGGACAGCCUGAAGGAGCGGGAGCUGCCCAGAUUCAAAAGUUUACUGGAAGAGACUCCCCUGAAGGAGGGCUAUGAACGCAUCCCCUGGGGCAGGCUGAGACCUGCGGACUCCAUCGAGCUGGGGGACCUGGUGGUCAGAGUCUAUGGCAAGACCUAUGGGAAGAAACUGACCGAGAGGCUGCUGCGAGACAUCAGGACACCAGGCGGUGCCGGUGCCCACGCUGCGAGUGAGAGACAUGGGGAAGUCACUCCCUACAAAAGGCAUUCCAGGAAAGUUGCAGACAGAGAAUGGAAAGUGGAAAAUUCUACCUACAAGGAGAGACCUUACAAAUGUCCCAUUUGUGGGAAAGGAUUCAAUCUGAAAUUAAACCUUAUUCGGCAUCAGAGAAUCCACACAGGAGAGAAACCCUACAAAUGUGGUGAAUGUGGGAAGAGCUUCAGUGACAGCUCCAACCUCGCUCGACAUGAGAGACUCCACCUGGGACUGAAGCCUUACAAGUGUCCUGAGUGUGGGAAGAGCUUCAGUGUGAAAUCAAACCUCAUCCGCCAUCAAAGAAUCCACACAGGAGAGAAACCUUAUGAGUGCCCCAAAUGUGGGAAAAGUUUCAAUGACAGCUCCAACCUCGCUCGCCAUCAGAGAAUCCAUACGGUAGAGAAACCCUAUAAUUGCCCCAAAUGUGGGAAAAGCUUCAGUGACAGGUCCAGCCUCGCUCGACAUGAGAGCCUCCACCUGGGACUGAAGCCUUACAAGUGUCCUGAGUGUGGGAAGAGAUUCAGUGUGAAAUCAAGCCUCAUCCGCCAUCAAAGAAUCCACACUGGAGAGAAACCCUACAAAUGUGGUGAAUGUAAGAAGAGCUUCAAUGAUAGAUCCAACCUUACCCGCCAUCAGAUAAUCCACACAGGAGAAAAGCCCUAUAUAUGCUCCAAAUGUGAGAAAAGCUUCAAUGUUAGGUCCAACCUCACUCGACAUGAAAGCCUCCACCUGGGACUGAAGCCUUACAAGUGUCCUGAUUGUGAGAGGAGCUUCAGUUUGAUAUCAAACCUCAUCCGCCAUCAAAGAAUCCACACAGGAGAGAAACCCUAUAAUUGCCCUAAAUGUGGGAAAAGCUUCAAUGACAGCUCCAACCUUGCAAAACAUGAGAGAAUCCACAAGAGAGUGAGACGCAGGAGUGAAGAUGCCACUUCAGACUCCUGGGGAAAGGACAGAUGUGACUUGUGUCGCAGACAGAAGGGUUUUGCAGAAGUACAACCAGAGAUUUUGCCAGGCCUGGAGGAGAACCAGAAAAUGUACAGGGUUCACUUCCCCCAGGCAGGCUCCUUCAGAUGCUCUGAAACUGAACUGGGGUUCGAGAUGAGGGCAGCUGUGACUGUCAAAUACGAAUAUGAAUCCUGGCGUUGUUAUCAGACAGAACUAGAAAUGCAGCAGUGGAUGGUGGCUGGCCCAUUGUUUAACAUCUGUGCAGAACCGGCCGGGGCUGUGGCAGCUGUGCACCUCCCCCACUUCGUGUGCCUCGCAGGGGGAGAGGCUGACGGCUCCCAGAUGCGAAUCGCCCAUUUCGUUGACGGGAGGAUGAUGCUGGAGGAGCCAAUGCAAGUGAUGCCUUUUCAUGCAGUGCUGGAGAACCCCCGUUUCUCUCUUUUCGGAGUUAUUUGGAACUAUUUUAUGCCUAAGCGAGCUCCUCCAGUCCACAGUGUCACACUGCUCUACCGAGCUCUCAGGGCUGAAAAUAUAACUCUCCACCUCUACUUGAUACCUGACAUCCUUGCGUUGAAAAAGGUCAUUGAUGAGAAUGAACGAAAAUACAAAUCAAUACGUGUGCGCAAACCUCCUACAACCAAGCCAUUAACCUAUGGCUUCCAUUAUGCAGUAUCCAGCACACCAGAUGUAGAGAUAACACCUGAGGAGCUGGAGUUCCGUUAUGUAGAUCCCCAGGAUGAACACCCAUACGUGGAGAUUUACACCCAGGGCUUGGUGGACAAACUGGAGCUCAGCUUGGUGAAGCAAAGUGAUAGGCAAGUGAUCUGGAAGGCCCUUGUGAGACCAGGUGACAUUGUGCACAGUUCGCCAUCAACAGAACGCCACACAGAGCCUUCCCAGACUGGUAGCCAGGACCCGGGCAGUGUGAGUGCCGCUGAAAAUCAGCUCAUGUGCCACCUUCAGCACUCGUGCCAUAGGUUGCCUACCCCUGUUCUAGGAGGUGGCUUGGGGAAGACAAAGAGAGAUCACCUCCUGGACACCCUGAAAAACCUCCGAAAGGCAGAGAUGAAGGAGUUCAAGAGCAAACUGACUGACAUCAGGCUGAAAGAGGGAUACUGCCACAUACCUCGAUGUGACCUGCAGAAGGCAGAGCCUGUGGAGCUCACUGAGCUGCUGAUCAGUCACUACAGGGUGCACUAUGCAGUGCAGGUGACCACGAUGGUGCUGGAAGCUAUCAACCAGAGAGACCUGGCAGAGAGACUUCGCAGGGCAACAAUGGCUGGUCAGGAAUGAGCCAGUGUGGGGAGAUCAGCCUCGUCUCUUCAGGGGAUCCCACUGCGUCUUCAUCUCUGCAUCCUCCCUGCUCUCUGAAUUCUAAGCACAAUCUCAGACAGAAUAUGCACCUCUCUCUUCAUAAGUCAGAGCCCUUGGGAACUGAAUACAAAGCCAAUUCCUUUCCGAGUUCACAUUUUUCUGACCCUUUAGGAUCAGGUUUCACUUUAAUUGUCUCUCUGUUCCCUCCUUCCCCCAAACUCUUUUCAAGCCCCCGCUCCUAUCUGCCACCUGCAAUUUUGAUUUCAUUAUCCCCCUACCCACUUGAAUACAUUUGUUCUCUGUUUAUCAUUCCACUAGUGACUCUGCAGGGUGUUAAAUGGCAGCUAUUAAAGUCAGACAUUUUUAAAUCACCACGUCCAGGUACCUUGCAUCCAAGAGUUUUAAAAGAGCUGGCCGAGGAGUGCUAAUGUCGAUUUUUAAUAACUCUUGGGAAGUUCAAGAAGAUUGGAAGAAAGUGAAAGUUGUGCCAGUAUUUUAGAAGGGUAAAUGGGAUGACCCAGGUAAUUAUAGUUGGUCAGCCUGACAUCAAUCCUGGGCAAGAUAAUUGCGCAGCUGAUAUUGGAUUUGAUUAAUAAAAAAAUGAAUUAAGGUAAUACAAUUAAUGCUAAUCACAGUGGGUUUAUGGAAUAUAGAUCCUGUCAAACCAACUUGAUACCUUCUUCUUGAGAUUACAAGUUUGGCUGAUGAAGGUAAUAGUGUCAAUGUAAGAUACAUAGACCUGAUCUACACUACGAAGUUACGUUGACCUAAGUCAGCUUGUUUCGGCUUAGUUUUACAUGCGUCCACACCUGCAUUAGUCUCUCGUUAACAUAACAUCACUUCUCCAGAUGACAGAGCCAGAGCUGACGUUUUUCUAGUAUAGACACUCCAUUACCUGUGUUGAUCCAAACAGUUCUCCAGCAGCUGUCCCACAAUGCCCCGGUUGCCCCCGUGACCGUGACCAUUCUUGUCGCUAUUGUGAAAUCCAUUGCCCAGGGGUCACAGACACCGGAAGGCUCCUUCCGUCCCCUUGAAAAACGUCAUUGUGUUUUGUGUGCUUUUUCCUGAUUGUCCACCUUGGCAAGCAUGUGACAGGCCAGGGAGACCACCACCACAUCUGGGGCUCCCCUGUGGACCUGCCACUUCUACAAUGAACUACACCCCCCACCAGCACCUGAAAUCUGACCAGGGACACUUUGCAAGAGCUAGGCAUGGGAUCCCCUGCAAUGCUCAGUGAGGAGGAGGAGAAGGGGGUGAGAAGCAGAGGGGAGUACAAAACAUGCUGGGAGCCAGGAACUGCUUGAAACUCUGCCGGAAUUGAGCCAGUCCCGUCACACGAGCGCAGAUGGGCCCGGGGAUGACGGUGAAGGGAGCUCAGGUACGUGUAUUGGGGCAUUACUCCUCAUGUUCAGAAGAGCACUGGGAAUACAAUUAAAAUUAAUAUUCUCAAAUACAUUAUCGUUGCCACUUCAAUCACCUGCUAUAUGCUAGGAAAUUAAUUCAAAAAGAUUAUUGUAGCAGUCCUAAUUACGCAAUCCACAACAGACCCCUGGCCCGUGCUCAGAUUGAGGUAGAAAGAAGAGGUGGAGGCCGUGUUCACCUUUCCUUUCCUGUUUUUGCUAGGCAUGGAGAACAACGAUUCUCCUCCUGCAGAGUACUGUAUUCAUCCAUACAGGGUCGUCCCUUGUACCGUCAAUAGAUCUCAACGAAACUUUCAUGGAGAUACUGUACAAUCCUCCCCAAAUCAUUGUAAGGGAUGGUAGCUUUGUUUCUUCCCUCACGAUCGGAGACAUUCCCGUGCCACUCUGCAUGGAGAUCCACUGUCACACUGCAUUAAGUGGACUAGCAUUUAGGCUUGGGCAGCUUAGGGACACUACCAGCAGCUGUGAUCUCCGAGCCUUGGUCAACCUCAGGAAUGAGAUAUCAGCCAAAAUCACCACUGCCUGUGAAAAUAGUGACAAUAUUCAAUUCACUGCAUUUUCCCUUUACUUAUACCCACGGGCUCCCGGCAUGGAAACCUCCAGUGUAAUACGUUCCCAACUUCCUGUAGUCUGUACUCACUCUGGCUUGAGCUGCCGAGCCACACUGUGAUGGGCUGUCCCAAAGCUAAAGUGACAAUUCGCAUUAUUAAAUAAAGAUCUUUGUGGGAAUAACAUAAGGGGAGUUUUGAGGUUUAUCUUCCCCCUUCUGCUCUGACUGUAAAUCUAAUAGCGAUUCAGUCUGUUUUUAUCAGCAGCUUCUGCCAUGGUGGCCUUGAGAGGUGCCCCCUCAACGUCUGCCGAACACUUGAUCCAGCUCAUGUGAAGAAAGAAGCAGUCCAGGGAGAUGUUCCAGGAUUCUCCAGUCCACUGCAGCUUGUGACUGCGAAUGCAGGGAUUGGAGAGGGUUGAAUGAUCAAGAGCAGAGUGAAAGACAAGGAUGGAGAGGUCGGAUGCGGGAGGAGAGGCAAAGGGACCAAGAGGUGCAGUGGGACGUGCAUCAGGAUAUGAAGGACCAAACCUGUCUCCAACUACUGCGGCGUAUGGUGGCAGACACCUUUGCUAUAAAGCAUGUAAGACUCCACAUAUGUUAUCUUUGAGCAUGACUCAGAACAGAAUACGUCCUGAGAAGACAUCAGUGCCCUUAACAAUCUAAAACUCACUCAACUGGUGGGCAGAUCCUCACAACAUAUGUGCAAGUGUUCCCUUCACCCAACCACACCUGUCACAAGCAUUGACGAUGGAUGCAAAUGGUCCAGAGGAUUAUGGCGCUAAAUGCCCAAAGACUCCAGACACAGCAGCCUUUCCAUCCCGUGGAAAACUGAAUCGUUUCUGCUCCCUAUACCCCCAGAAUAACAGGUGGCAGCAUGGCCUGAACCGGAGUGGUGGUACUGGGAGAAGUGUGUGGGGGGGUGGAAGCACACUCACAGUGCAAAUAUUCAGGGGGUCUGCCCCCAUGUAAACUUGUGCAUGCACAGUAGGAUGGCGUGGGGAGGUGCAGGGGUGGUGUUAAAUAGGUCUUGGAGCAGGGGGGAGUUCCAGAAGACUGGCAGAAAGCAAAUCUUGUGCCAGUAUUUUGAAAGGGUAAACGGAAGGACCCGGGUAACUAUAGGCCUGUCUGACAUCGAUCUUGGGCAAGAUAAUAGAGCAGCUGAUACAGGACUAGAUUUGUAAAGAAUUAAAGGAGAGUAAAGAGAUUAGUGCAAAUCAGCAUAGGUUUAUGGAAACCAAAGACUGUCACAAACUUAAUAGCUUUCUUUUGAUGAGAUUACAGGUUUGGUUGAUAAAGGUAAUUGUGUUGAUGUGAUAGACUUCUGUAAGGCAUUUGACAUGAUACUGCACAAAAUUUUGAUUAAAAAUAUAUAAUGCUAUAA
This is a messenger RNA of Gopherus flavomarginatus (Mexican gopher tortoise), 6062 nucleotides long. RefSeq lists its product as uncharacterized. Gene Ontology annotation, biological process: regulation of transcription by RNA polymerase II. NCBI's taxonomy places the organism in Eukaryota, Metazoa, Chordata, Testudines, Testudinidae. The record is from RefSeq and is a predicted model, not a curated record. Gene Ontology annotation, molecular function: DNA-binding transcription factor activity; RNA polymerase II cis-regulatory region sequence-specific DNA binding. The transcript has 10 exons. Bases 170 to 2689 code for a protein of 839 amino acids.